AUGAUGGCCCCAAGUACUGAGGAUCCCGAAACUGUUGUCGAGGCUCAACGCCGUGGAAGUUUCUCGAAGAAGAAUGGUAACGGAUGGACAAAGCCUGGGCUGGCUAAUGGUUCCGAGUCAAAACACAUGGAGCCAGUCACUGGAACAAAUGCCCUAAUGGCUGCAAUUGAUGCAGAUGAUCAGGAAACCAAAUUGAAAGAUCCGCUGGAGAAGGAAGCAUCGACGUAUAAAUCGGCCACCGACAGGUUCUUCCAAUCAUCGCACCCUCCGUCUCAUCAAACUGUUGAAAAUCCAAUCAAAUUGGAACCACCGACGUCAUCUGGAGUGACACAAAAUGGUAGUCCUGUCACCAAUAGCUUGGUUCCCGAAGCAGCGCAGCCCCUCCAAACAGUGGCUGAAUCUUCGGAACCAACUGCAGCAAGUGCAGAACCAACGGAUGCUUCAUCAGCUGAGUCAUCAACUAUCACAGUUACUCCAGUCGUUCCAGUGGUAAAGUUCACAAACCAGACUACCCCGAAUGGUAGUACGGUAGCCACUUCGGUUGGACAAAAUGUGCGACUCACCAUCAACGGAAAGCGUGUUGGACGUCCGCCAGGAACCUUCAAGAGACCACCAAACAACCCAACCACGAAUACCAGUCAUGGAGAAGAGACUGAUUCGGAAGCAUCGACUGAUUUGAUCUGUCGUUGGAAAGAUUGUAUGCUGAAGUUCGCAAACCUCAAGGGUCUUGUUGAACACGUCCAAGAGAAACAUGUCCAAUCUACAGAGCAGGAGCAUCAUGCCUGGCGCUGUGAGUGGGAGGGAUGCGAUCGCAAUGAGACAUUCAAAGCUCUCUACAUGCUCAUUGUACACGUUCGUCGCCAUACUGGAGAGAAACCGAACAAGUGCGAGUAUCCGGGCUGUGGAAAGGAGUACAGCCGAUUGGAGAAUCUCAAGACGCAUCGUAGAACCCAUACUGGCGAGAAACCAUACAAAUGCGAGUUCUCGGACUGUGAGAAGGCAUUCAGCAAUGCUUCGGAUCGUGCCAAGCAUCAGAAUCGUACUCACUCGAAUCUGAAACCGUAUUCAUGUCAAAUUGGGGGUUGUCAGAAGUCAUACACCGACCCAUCCUCCCUUCGCAAGCACAUCAAAGCAGUUCAUGGAGACGAGGAGUACGAGAAGGCAAAGAAGUCACGUCCGCCAAACUACUCGAACCGUCGUCGUCCGGACCAUCGUAUGCCUCCACCGACCAGCGCAAUGUCUCAUCCCUAUUUGGCACCACCACAUGUGUUGCCUCCUGUUGCCGCACCAGGUGUUCAUCAGCAAAACUUUAUCAAUCUGGCACUUGCUCAACAUCAUCAUAACCAACGUGCACAAUUCAUCGCGAACAACGCUGCUCUGAUGGAUCCGAAUGGAUCUGGUGCCGCUCAAGCCGCCGCCGCUGCUCAAGCUGCUCAGGCACAACAAGCACAGAUGUACCAGGCACAGGCAAUGCAACAACAUCAAUUCGCCGCCCAGAUGCAACAACAGGCUGUGAUGCAAGUUCAUAUGCAACAAGCUGCGCUUCAGCAAGCUCAAGUUGCCAUCAUCCAAAAUAACCUUCUGAGCACUCAAGGAAUCAUGAAUCAGUUCCCAAUGAUGUCGCCGCUGCUUACUCCAAGAGCACCAGGAAAUGUGAUGUCACUUCUUCAACAACAACAAGUCACUCCACCGACUCCAACAAUGAUGCAGUUGACUCCGCAUACUCCGAUCACACCGAUUACUCCAAUCACGCCGCUUACACCAAUGGGAGCAACGACUGGACCGAUGUUCAGUAUGCCAAAUAUCAUGAUGACUACUCCAGUUCGAAUGGACAUCCCGACAUCCGUUCCUGCAGCUGUCCCAGUGGCCCCGGUGGCUCCAGUUGCCCCGGUGGCUCCAGCUGCUCCAGUUGCUCCUCCAGCUUCUUCUCUUGCCGAAGCUACUGAACCAAGAUUCCGGCUCCUUCGCCAACACAUGGAAGGCGCUGAGGUUGCUCCAGUUCUAGCUCCACAACAGCCGUUGGAAGAAGACGAUGACAUGACUGACGAUGAAGAGAGUGGGAAUGUUGCUCCAGCCGUCAUUCGUAACGGAGAUGGACCGGAUGAUCGUAACAGUGGAACAGGAUCGAGCUCGCCUCGUUCUAGUGCUUCCAGUGGAAGUGGCACUCUGGAGGUCGCCGGAUCGGUUGCUCAAAAUGGAAACAGAAGCAGUAGCACUGGAGAAAGAGGAAUGAGAAGUUUCUUGAUUGCUGACAUUCUUCAAAUGGCUCACGAUUUCCAAAAUGGUCGAAUUAUCACUGAUGCGCUCCACAAGGCAAUUUUUGAUACAAGCGAUGUGACAGCGAUGUUUCACAUCUACAGAACCUUCGAGUGCGUCUGUGAAUACUUGCAAUUCACUUUCAGCGCCGGAGAGCGUCUUCCAACUUGGCCCGAGGUCCGAACAAUUCAUGAAUACUAUCACUCGGAUUAUGACCGUACUCGUUUCCAUGCAAGUGAGACCGUUCGCAGACGUGAUAAUCUCUUCUGGCGCUUCGUCAACUACUGUAACAGUGAUUUGCCAAUUGGUGGACGCCCGAUCCUGUCGGUUUCAUAUGAUGAGGGAUUCGAGGAGAGCAUCGAUCAGGGUUCUAAUUUUGGGACCAUUCCGCAGCAACUCAUCUCUAGAAUGGCUGCUGAAGCCUUCGACGAUGAAGAUGAUGGAUUCGACGACGCAUUUGACAUCCCUGGUCUCAGACUCGGAGGUGUCGAGGUCCUAAUCCAGCAGCAACGUCACAGAGUUCGCCGCGCGGCUCUCAAGCAAGCUCAAAUCGACUAUCCGACGGCAGAGGAGGAUUUGGGUUACGUCGGCGGAGGAUUCGGACAAGAAGAUGAUGAUCAUCAUUCUUAUGCUAUCUAUGAACAACAGAAGACUGUUGCGUUCGUUGAUCUCUCUGAAAAGCCAAAAGUCGAGGUUCUGACUGAUGAAGAUUUCAUGGAACAGUUCAAGGCAGCGGAAGCUCGUUGUCAAGCUAGACUUGCGAUAGAACCAAUGGUAAAAGUGGCUCGCACCGUAAUCAACGGAAAGGUUGUGGAGUAUACGGAAUCCCAGCUCUUUUCUCCACCGGUUUCACGCAGAACUAUCUACAGCAUGCUGAAGCAGUUCCCGGAACAUCAAGAAAAUCUUCUGAAGUUCAUCACUCUCCAUGUUGAUAAAUGUGAGCUUGAGAAUGUAAUUCCUUCUCGUGAGUAUAUGUCUGACAUGGAGAGCAGCUUCUUCGCUCAUCAUCGCAUUGUUCGUGCCGCAUUGAGAGCUCGCGGAGAAAUCACGGAAGCAGAAGAAGCGGAAUAUCAGCAAAGCAGCAACUUGAUGUAUAAUCAAGAUUUCGCAGCAUUGAUGUUCCCAGAAUUGGAUGAAUCCCACGAUGAUUUCCUUAAUGAUCUCCCAAUCUCUUCUCGUCGCCGUUCGAGCGAUUCGGAUUCGAAGGAGGCUCCUUCUAUGAAGAAGCCACGCAGUUUUUAA
Molecule: messenger RNA, 3498 nt
Organism: Caenorhabditis briggsae
Lineage: Eukaryota; Metazoa; Nematoda; Chromadorea; Rhabditida; Rhabditidae
Gene: Cbr-tra-1
Product: Protein CBR-TRA-1, isoform b
Exons: 13
Coding region: 1-3498 (1165 amino acids)
Biological process (GO): regulation of transcription by RNA polymerase II
Cellular component (GO): nucleus
Molecular function (GO): RNA polymerase II cis-regulatory region sequence-specific DNA binding; DNA-binding transcription factor activity, RNA polymerase II-specific
Source: RefSeq, a predicted model, not a curated record